Molecule: messenger RNA, 1080 nt
Organism: Alternaria ethzedia
Lineage: Eukaryota; Fungi; Ascomycota; Dothideomycetes; Pleosporales; Pleosporaceae
Exons: 3
Coding region: 1-1080 (359 amino acids)
Cellular component (GO): endoplasmic reticulum; dehydrodolichyl diphosphate synthase complex; lipid droplet
Molecular function (GO): ditrans,polycis-polyprenyl diphosphate synthase [(2E,6E)-farnesyl diphosphate specific] activity
Source: RefSeq, a predicted model, not a curated record
AUGGGCUCCCUCCACGACUCACGCAUACACAAGUGGUUUGCGACCUCGCCGCCCGUCGCUUGGACAGUCAGACAGCUACGAGAGCUCCUUAUCGGGUCACUGAAGCAGGGCCCCAUCCCGCAACAUGUUGCCUUCGUGAUGGACGGCAACCGCCGGUUUGCGCGCAACCACCACAUUGAGACGGUAGAAGGACACAACCUUGGGUUUGAAUCAUUAGCGAGGAUCCUCGAAGUCUGCUACAAGACUGGCGUCAAGGUCGUCACCAUCUACGCAUUCAGCAUAGAGAACUUCAAGCGCUCCAAGCAUGAAGUCGAUGCCCUCAUGUCCAUGGCCAAGGUCAAGCUGCAACAAAUGGCAGAGCACGGAGCCUUGCUGGAUCGUUACGGCGCAUCCAUCCGGGUGCUGGGAGAGCGCGAGCUCCUCAGUCCCGAUGUACAAAUGGCUGUAGACAAGGCUGUUGCAAUGACAGCUCACAACAAGAAGGCUGUCCUCAACGUCUGCUUCCCCUACACUUCGCGACACGAAAUCACGACCGCAGUCAUGAAGACUGUCGAGACGUACGGCACGCCGAUACACAACCUGCCCACCCCUUCGAAGCGAACCUUUUCCGAGUCCCACAUCACCCAGCAUAUUCGCAAGCAAAUGUUGGAGGAGGAUACAGAGGGCCUUGCCGAGCAGGCUGAUUCGCGGCCAGCGUCACCCUCGAAAGAGGCGGCUCUGGCUGAAGACGGGCGUUCCUCGUCAACUUCGACCGCCAUCAACUCGCCUGAGAAGGAUGACUCAAAUAACGGGCCGACGUUUCUGGACCCAGAGUCCAUCAGCGCUCAGACGUUGAACGAUAACAUGAUGACGGCUGAUGCCCCGCCUCUUGACCUGCUAGUUCGCACCUCUGGCGUCGAGCGGCUGAGCGAUUUCAUGCUAUGGCAAGCCCACGAGAACACGUCCAUCGUGUUUCUCAAGUGUCUGUGGCCCGAGUUUGAUCUGUGGCAGUUUCUACCUGUGCUGGUAGAAUGGCAGUGGCAGCAGAAGAAGCUGCAAGAGGAACAACAACGGACCCGUGGGCGGUCCAAGUCAGACUGA